Messenger RNA from Pangasianodon hypophthalmus (striped catfish), 977 nucleotides. RefSeq lists its product as uncharacterized. Lineage: Eukaryota; Metazoa; Chordata; Actinopteri; Siluriformes; Pangasiidae. The coding region runs from base 1 to 846 and encodes 281 amino acids. The record is from RefSeq and is a predicted model, not a curated record. The transcript is spliced from 7 exons.
AUGUUACUCCUCUUCUUGCUUUUCUUCACUAUUGCUGAUAUCGCAGAGGCUGCAGACAACAGCAUUAAACCAGAAAAACCCUCCAGAUCUGUAACUGAAGGCAGCAACAUCACACUGUCCUGCACAUAUACUGGAUCAGUUUACAGUCUCCACUGGUAUCAACAAAAACCUGGAUCAAGACCAGAGUUUCUGCUGCUGAUUGAUGAAGGCAGUGGACAUGUCACUAAAGCUAAACCACCUCAUCCACGACCAUGCUGUGAGGUUCACCAGGACAGGAACAUGGACCCAGUGGACACCGUGGAUCAGAACCCCAGUGAUGAAAACGGAGACUCGGAGUCUCAGACGAUGCCUGUAUCUGGGAGGGAUUUUCUGGUGUACUCAGAUGGUCAGGGGAUAACUGAAAGGGAUGCAAAGUCUUCUCUGCAGAUGAAGAUGUUCACUGUUAUAUUCAUGUGUCUGUGGCUUUCACUAGGUGACUCCAUGGCAGAUUCAAUACAGCCACUUUCCCCUCGUGUAGUUGUAGAUGAAGGUGUUAAUGUUACUCUGUCCUGCAACUACAAACCCAGCAGUGCUACAGCAAACAACUACCUGAACUGGUACAGACAAUAUCCAGAAUCUAAACCUGAGUUCCUUCUUUAUAUUUAUCAAACUGGAGCUCUGAGUCCCAACCCUCCCCCAAGAAUGUCUGCUGAAGUUGAUGAUAAUAAAGAUAAUAAACGAGUGGAUCUGCUCAUCUCCUCUGCUGCUGUAUCAGACUCUGCACUAUACUACUGUGCUCUGCAGCCCACAGUGACAGGAAAUCCAACUGCACUGUACAAAAACUUCAACACAGUUUUGUUCUACUGAAGGGAGAGCAAAUGCGAAGUUCAAUAAUUUACACCCCUUCAAACCUCUCUAUCUCUCUCUCUCUCUCUCUCUGUUAUCCUUCCUCUCUUUCUAUCUGUUAAUUAUGAGACAGUUUUGUUAAACUGAAUGCA